UAUAUUUUAAACAGACUUAUUUAAGCAUUGUAAUUUAGGCAGCCAUGGAGAAUUUAUGUAAAGAAGUGGACGAGAAAAUUCAUGUCAAUUUGGAGAAUGAGGAAAUACAAGACAUUGCAAAGGCUGUUGAUGUAAUGGUCAGACAACGAUUUGUUGAAGCCCUGCAUGGUAUCAAUACAGAGAUAAAGAUCGAUCGCCUGGAGUUUAUUGGUAGCAUGGCUGAAGAUACUAGAAUAUGGGUACCAGAACUGGCGUCGUGUGAAUGGGACCUCGAGUUUGAUUACUUAGUAGUCAUAAAGUCAUGGCCCGGAUGUGGCGAUUUUAUAUUCGUGCCAAGCGAUGAAGAAGGUAAAAUGAAGAUAAUGUAUGAAGUAACUGAUCCUCAGUCAGUAACUGGUAAAUACAUGAACUUGAACACCGCUAUGAAACUGUCGUUUAUGAACACCGUACUAAAAGGCAUACGAGCAAAGUGUGAAAGAAAUAUGUGUACUCGCCAAUUAAGCAAUUUGCGUACAGAUCACGGCUGUCAGUGCUGCACAAUUUAUAUGAAAACUGGUAAUUUAAGGAUUACUGACGUACCAAUUUCAACUGGAAAUGUCAAGCAGGAAACGGUCCUUUUUUUCGUGUGGUCAAGUAUCGAAAGAUCAGUAUGUAAUCCAUUUAGACCUAUCAAACUACCAAAUAGAUCACAUGAUCAAUACGCAGAAGAUAUGUUACAAAUUAAAGUUGAUUUUAAUCCUGUUCUUGAAGUGAACAAUAAAAUGAUAGUAGAACGGAAGGCCGACGGGAAAGCAGUAGUACUUGAAGAAAACAACAAAUAUUUUCUUUUCCCCUAUUUUCCACGUUUAAAUAAUUUAGAUUGGAGAAUCUCAACGUGUCACUCAGAACUAAAACAUUUAAAAGAUACCUCAAAGGAACAUAAACUGGCAUUUUGUGUUUUGAAAUUUAUUGGGAAAGCCUUCCAGGUUUACGGCAACAUAGAGUACGUUAAAUCAUAUGAGGCAAAGUGUGUAGUUCUAAAUCAUAUAAGAGGUGUCAAGCACCAAACAGAGGAGCGCAUAUAUGCCUUUUAGAUGUGAUCAAGGAUAUAUAUGAAUGUGCGCGAAACGGAGAUUUACCCCACCCGGUAUUGCCAUCGUGCAAUGUCUACCAUAUGAGUUUUCGUAGAAGCUAUUUAGACACUUCAGAACAACAAAAAGUAAUAUUGUGUAAAUGUCUGUUUUCAUUAUUUGAGCAGCAGGAACAUGUUUCGGUAGAGGAUUUAUAUUAUGAUAUAACGAGUCUUAACAAUGUGUGUAACAACUAUAGGAGGACAAAAGACGAUAAAUUGUAUGAUGACUUUUUGAAGAAGAGAAGGGAGGCCAGUGCCAAAAAGGUUUUAGAGGAUGAAAGCGGUCUUGCACCAUUACAUUCUGCAUUAGAAAAAUUAAAACGUCUGCCAUGAACAACAAAAUCAAUCAUGAAAUCAUACAAACUUCUUUGUCACCAGAUAGACACCAAACAUGCAAAAUAUUGAAACCAAUGUAGCAUCUUAUAUCAAAAUCAACUGUCAUAAAUCAAUGCCGCGUUGGCUUAUGUCUUUUAAACCUUACCUUGCUAAAUUUUCUAUCGAACUUAUCCGUUUUUCAAAUUGGACAUACCAUUAACUGUUAAAAGGGGUGCUUACCAAAAAGAUACUGACUGCACAGCAUGAUCUACACAGGUCGCAAAGACAGACUCAAUCGUGUACAGCAUGCUACGGAUUAAAUAUGAUCUAAAUGUCACCUGUUUUCCAAAUAUCAUAUUGAGCUACUAACACUGAAUACUAGUAAGUGAUUCUAUAGAUUUGAUUUUACUUACUACAGCGUUUUCAUAUUAAAAAGAAUAUUUACAAUUACAAGUACUAAAAUAUGAACUCAUACUUAAAUUUUUUAAAAAGUGAAACAAAUCAAAUUUACAUAAAUUUGGAAGCAUGUCUCUUUGAAACAUAGAUAUUAUUCUAUUUUACACGUCAACAAAAAUCACCAUUUUUAUAUUUAAAACAUGAUAAAGGCAUAAACGUUCACACAACACUAUUUAACAGUUAAAUUGUCUUGUAUUAUUUGUUCAGACUAGUUAUU
This is a messenger RNA of Mercenaria mercenaria, 2099 nucleotides long. RefSeq lists its product as uncharacterized. The coding region runs from base 45 to 1073 and encodes 342 amino acids. The record is from RefSeq and is a predicted model, not a curated record. Lineage: Eukaryota; Metazoa; Mollusca; Bivalvia; Venerida; Veneridae. The transcript is spliced from 2 exons.